Messenger RNA from Drosophila novamexicana, 700 nucleotides. RefSeq names its product cuticle protein 18.6. Bases 52 to 381 code for a protein of 109 amino acids. The transcript is spliced from 2 exons. The record is from RefSeq and is a predicted model, not a curated record. Lineage: Eukaryota; Metazoa; Arthropoda; Insecta; Diptera; Drosophilidae.
UUUGACCAGCGCAUAGUCUACUUUGUUAGCUCUGCCCACAAACAUUUCAACAUGUUCAAACUGUCUGCUGUCAUCUUUGUGCUCGGCGCCGUUCUCGCCUGCAGCCUACAGGCUGAGGCCAAGCCCGCGGUUCUCGUGGAUGCCGCUCCUGCGGUGGUAACUGCCACCAGCUCCCAGUAUGUGGCACGCAAUUACAAUGGCAUCGCUGCUGCGCCCAUUGUUGCCGCUGCCCCCGUUGCCGCCGCCUACACCGCGCCCGUUGCCGCCGCCUACACCGCGCCCAUUGCUGCCGCUGCUGCCCCCGUUGCCGCCGCCUACACUGCGCCUGUUGCCUAUCCCUACAGCUACCCCUAUACCGCUGCUGCCUACACAUAUCUAUAAAUGAUUCAUCUGAUUCAAACGGCUUGACUCAUCAAGAUUUACUUUUUUUGUAAAUAAAAACAAUUGCUCGAGAGGAAUUAUUUGGUUUCUUGAUUGUAGAGAAUCGAUGUUUUGUUAAGGAUUCAAAAUAUGUGUUUUUGAUGUGUCUUAACAAGCCAAUAAGUUGAUUUUCUAAAAUGCAUUUUACUUCUUUUGUUGUAUAUUCCUGCUUGAUUGAUUAUUUGGUGGACAGGUAACUUCUAUUCUAUUCCUGGUUCGACCCUCCUGGUUAGAACCCUCGAACUGCCACAAAAUGCAAAUUCUAAUUUAAAGCUUUUGG